UGUUGGGCGGGAGUGAUAGGUGUUAAAAAAAUGCUACCCCUGAAGCUGGCUACAGUAUGCAGUCGACAGAUAUUAAACCAGUUCAUGGGCAAUGGAAAAAAACUACUGUCAACCAGCACAGGCACACUGAAGGUACAUGAGGAAGUUCAGGAAGCACUGCAUGCUGGGAAGCCUGUGAUUGCUUUGGAGAGUGCCAUCAUCACGCAUGGAAUGCCCAGACCCGUCAAUCUACAAACUGCCCGUGAUGUAGAAGCAGUUGUAAGAGAGGAGGGAGUAACUCCGGCUACAGUGGCUGUCCUUCAUGGCAAGCUGCACAUAGGUUUAACCGAUGCUGAGCUGGAAUACCUGGCAGGUGAGAGAACAGAUCUCGUUAAGGUGUCCAGGAGAGACCUGGCAUAUGUUGUCUCACAGAAACUAAGUGGCGGUACCACUGUCUCAGCUACCAUGGUAGCAGCACACAAAGCAUGCAUUCCCAUUUUUGUUACAGGGGGUAUAGGUGGUGUCCAUAGAGGUGGAGAAAAAACUCUGGAUGUCAGCGCAGACCUUACAGAGUUGGGCCGCACCCCUGUUACUGUAAUAUCUGCCGGUGUCAAGUCUAUUUUGGACAUUGCCAAAACCCUGGAAUUCCUGGAAACUCAGGGCGUUUGUGUCUCAACUUUCGGCCAGAGCAAGGAUUUCCCAGCAUUCUUCACUCCCAGAAGUGGUCAUCAGUCUCCAUACCAGGUGACCAGUGCGGCAGAGGCGGCUAAACUUAUAUGGGCAGGAGAAAAACUGAACUUACAGAGUGGGAAUUUGAUAGCUGUACCAAUACCAGAAGAGUUCUUCUCAUCAGGGGAGAUAAUUGAGUCCGUGAUUCAAGUAGCUGUGAAGGAGGCAGAGGAUAAGAGAAUCCAGGGGAAGGAAGUAACCCCGUACAUUCUACAGCGGGUCAACGAGUUGACUGGCGGCGAAUCACUGAAAGCCAACGUAGCACUUGUGAAGAAUAAUGCUACCGUAGGAUGUCACAUCGCCAUGGAGCUCAGCAAACUGAAGAAACAAGACAGCAACGGACCAAUGAAAUUGCCUGCCACGUCAUGUGACUCGUCUUCACGACAACCUCACAGGACUGGUUCUUCAGGAAAACAACGUGGAAGAUCUCAAACUAAGGAUGGGAAAGGAUCAGGGAGGCCAGUAAUUGUGGGAGGCGUAGUGGUGGAUUACCUGUCUAAAAUUGGCGUGGAUAAUUUCAGGCUAGAUGGCGCCACCUACCCAGGUGAGGUGCACCAAUCACUUGGAGGAGUGGGUCGUAACCUUGCCGACUGCUUGGCUCGCCUUGGCAACAACCCCUUGUUCAUUUCUGUUGUCAGUGAUGAUGCUCACGCAGAGGUGUUCUUCUCCCAGUGUAAUCACAUGGACAUGUCAGGUGUUCGCAUCCUUAUAGGGGAGAAAACUCCUACCUACUCUGGCAUACUACGGAGUUCUGGUCAGCUUGUUGUUGGUGUAGGGGACAUGAAUCUUCACCAGGAAGUUACUCCAGAGCUUAUUUCUCAGUUUGAAGAAGAGAUUUCUGCCUCUCCUAUUGUUUGUGUUGAUGGAAAUGUGACACCUGAAGCCAUCAGUUACCUGUGCGAUAUGUGCUCUCAUCAUAAAGUCCCAGUGUGUUUUGAGCCGACGGACAUCCACAAAGCUGGCAAACCUUUCCUGACAUCAGCGGGUGACAGGCUGACGUAUACCUCCCCUAACCUGAGCGAGCUGCGACUGAUGUAUUCCUGUGUCACUGGCAAAAGCAGCCAAGUGUCCGAUUCCCGAAGCUUACAUGCCAAAAUGACUGAGGCGGCCAUGUUGUGUGAAGAACUCACAUGGCGAGUGCCAGUUGUCAUGGUAACACUGGGCAAAGAUGGCGUCCUCCUCUGUCACCGUCUGCAAGAUGAUGAAUAUCCACCUACUGCCGGAAACAUUCCAAAGAUAUCCGACAAGAUGAACGCCAUGCAUGUCCCAGCAUGCAGCAUAAAGGAAGAAGAGAUCGUGUCUGUCUCCGGAGCUGGAGACUGUUUGGUGUCUGCAACAAUCUCAGCGAUUCUAAAAGGUCAUGACCUCCAGAGAAGUGUGAGAGCCGGAAUGCUGGCCGCGAUGUUGUCGCUACGAUCGUACGAUCCUGUACCAAAGGCCAUAUCAUCUUGUCAACUGACAGAAGAUCUCAUACAAAAUGGAACUUCUUAAUCGUCAGUGUUUAAGUAUUAGUGCCAUUUGACACAUUCUUCUUCUCAGGGAAUUCCACGUACAUAAAUCAUGACAAGGUUAAAUGCGAAAUGCAACAUUUGUUGUACAGCAUUUGUAUUUUUUGAAACAAUACACCAGAUAUUAUUGAAAACAUUUUUAAUACCCAUACCAUGAACUAAAGUAAAAGAAAUAUGAAGCAAGGUUCUUCCUACACACAACUGAAAACCAUGUGUAAAAAUACUUUCAUUUUCUUUUUUCAGAAUUUUUUGAGACUUUUGAAAAGCAUUCAAAUAUUUGAAUUAUAUGGUAGGCUUUAUGGGCCAUACUGAUGGUAUCUAGGAACUCUGACUCCACAUCACCUCUAUGGUAGGCUUUAUGGGCCAUACUGAUGGUAUCUAGGAACUCUGACUCCACAUCACCUCUGUGGUAGGCUUUAUGGGCCAUACUGAUGGUAUCUAGGAACUCUGACUCCACAUCACCUUCUUUUUCUGUGAUGAUUUGGAAACAUUAUUUCAGUAAUCUUUCACUCAUGGCUAAAGAGAGUUAUCCCAACAUUCAGUGUCAUGAUUUUGAUAAACUUUUUCUGCUCUCAGAGUUCCUAAACUCUGAUAGUAUGGUCCAUAAAGCCCACAUUAGAAGUCAAAUGUUUGAAUUCCUUUAAACUGUCUUUUACAAAGAUCUUAAAAUGUAGAUGAAAAAAUAUUUGUGAAUAGUUUUAAGUGGUCUAUUUAGUGAUGCCAACUUCCGAUUUUUAGAGGUGUAUUUCUUUAACAUCUCACAGCAGCUGCUUGCUUUAUACUAAUAUAUGUGAUGUGGUGUCCACUAAAAGUUGUUACUCCACUGCUUGAUUUUAAUAACGAUGUCAGGAAUCUUGUAUCACCGUUUUGUGUGUGAGAAACUUGAGAAGACUGGAUUUAUGGGUUUUCUCAGAGUUUAUUUCUCACACCUAUUUCAGAUGGUACAUAUAUGGUGCCUGCAAAGAUUUUA
Messenger RNA from Liolophura sinensis, 3186 nucleotides. RefSeq lists its product as uncharacterized. Bases 31 to 2199 code for a protein of 722 amino acids. The record is from RefSeq and is a predicted model, not a curated record. The transcript is spliced from 19 exons. Lineage: Eukaryota; Metazoa; Mollusca; Polyplacophora; Chitonida; Chitonidae. Gene Ontology annotation, molecular function: hydrolase activity, acting on glycosyl bonds; pseudouridylate synthase activity. Gene Ontology annotation, cellular component: cytoplasm.